GGUGUCCCAGAACUCAUCAGAAUUUUUGAGGGAGAUAUAAGGCAUGGAUGAUUUUUCUUCAAAGUUGGUGCACUCACAAAACAUACAUUGACAGAUUGAGGAAUACUGACACUGAUAAAUUUCAGGAAUAGUCUCAUAUAAGGGAGAGAAGUGAAUGAAGCAGUGCUCCAAGAACAGAUAAACAGAGCAUUGACCCUAUAUACCCUAGAAAGAUAUACUAGUACUCGCAGUCUUGGGUACUUUUAUACUGGCCUGUCAAGAACUCUAGUUGUAAGGUAGCUGCUAAAUCGAAUCAUAGUAGGCUGAAAAUGGCGGAUGUUGGUAAAGCAGUGAUACCUGGACGAACUAUUGCAAUAGCAGUAGAUCCAAGUGAACAUUCGAAGCUUGCUGUCAAUUUUUACCUUACCAAGCUUAGAGUUGAAGGCGAUAAACUGAUUGUCAUUCAUUGUCAAGAGAUGUUUAAUAUAGACCAAGCUCGGUUGCAUUAUGCCAGUGGGGCAGCAUUUGCAGAGAUGUUAAGGGAAGAGGAGGCGCGUGUGCAAGCCUGUGCAUCAGAAAACGCAACAUUAUUAAAGGAUGCUGGGGUUGAAGUUUUGAAGACGAGGACAGACUGGGGAAAGCCUGGGGAGGUUAUUUGCCGGGUUGCUAAAGAGGAGAGUUGUGACAUUGUCGUCAUCGGGACACGUGGACAAGGGAAGCUGAGACGCACAAUUUUGGGAAGUGUAUCAGAUUAUGUAGUCCAUCAUUCUGAAUGUCCAGUCGUUGUAUGCAAACACCCACAUGACAAGAAAUGAACAUUUUGACAGUAUGAGUACUUGUGAAGAAACUAUUGAUAGUCAAUUUGACAUAUAAAAGAUGUUGUAUGACUUGAGGGAUAUCAUUUUUAUCCAUGGACGGAUAUCGAUCAUCUUCACGAGAGAGCGCAGCGAGAGAGUGGAUAAAAAUGGUAGCCUA
Molecule: messenger RNA, 954 nt
Organism: Owenia fusiformis
Lineage: Eukaryota; Metazoa; Annelida; Polychaeta; Sabellida; Oweniidae
Source: the annotation of a GenBank genome assembly